Mauremys mutica (yellowpond turtle) is the source of this 1154-nucleotide messenger RNA. It is a transcript of the gene ATP5F1C, whose product is annotated as ATP synthase F1 subunit gamma. The transcript has 10 exons. Gene Ontology annotation, molecular function: proton-transporting ATP synthase activity, rotational mechanism. The coding region runs from base 86 to 970 and encodes 294 amino acids. NCBI's taxonomy places the organism in Eukaryota, Metazoa, Chordata, Testudines, Geoemydidae. The record is from RefSeq and is a predicted model, not a curated record. Gene Ontology annotation, biological process: proton motive force-driven ATP synthesis.
CCCUGUCGGUCGCGGCGCGUGCGCUGUGCGGCGGCUCUGACCUUCAGCCGGGCGGCAGCAGCCAGCAGCGGGGAGAGGCGCCGCCAUGUUCUCCCGGGGAGCCGCGGUCCUGCUCUACCAGCCGCAAUGGGGCCAAGUCAGAAAUAUGGCCACUCUAAAGGACAUUACCAGGCGUUUAAAGUCCAUCAAGAAUAUCCAGAAAAUUACAAAGUCCAUGAAGAUGGUUGCUGCAGCGAAGUAUGCCAGAGCCGAGAGGGAACUGAAACCAGCUAGAGUGUAUGGAGUAGGAUCCUUGGCUCUCUAUGAGAAAGCAGAAAUUAAGGUCCCUGAAGACAAGAAGAAACACCUCAUUAUUGGUGUGUCCUCUGAUCGUGGUCUUUGUGGUGCUAUCCAUACCUCUGUUGCUAAGGCCAUAAAAACUGAAGUUAGCACCCUCUCAGAUGCAGGGAAAGAGGUCAUGGUGGUUGGAGUAGGUGACAAGUUAAGAGGCCUGCUUCAAAGGACACACAAUAAACAUUUCCUGGUGACAUUCAAAGAAGUGGGAAGGAAACCCCCCAGCUUUGGAGAUGCUUCAGUGAUUGCCUUAGAGCUGCUAAACUCUGGAUAUGAAUUCGAUGAAGGAUCUGUCAUCUACAAUCGAUUCAGGUCUGUCAUCUCCUACAAGACAGAUGAAAAACCUUUCUACUCUCUUGAUACAGUUGCUGGUGCUGAAAGCAUUAGUAUCUAUGAUGAUAUUGAUGCCGACGUGCUGCGAAACUACCAGGAGUUUACAUUAGCAAACAUCCUUUUCUACUCUCUGAAGGAAUCCACCACCAGUGAGCAGAGUGCCAGAAUGACUGCUAUGGACAACGCUAGCAAAAAUGCUUCUGAGAUCAUUGACAAAUUGACCUUGACAUUCAACCGUACCCGUCAAGCUGUCAUCACCAAGGAGCUUAUUGAGAUCAUUUCUGGUGCUGCUGCUCUGGGAUAAUCGGAAAGCAAGUUUCAGCUAAAGUCAAGAGGUAAAGAAACGAGGAGCUAUUCUAGAGAGUUGGUUUAACCUGCUUAUAUCCAUAUUGAUAAAACUGUUGGUCCAUCAUUCUGUGAAGAAUUAAUGGGGAAAACCUGAAAAUAUUUGUAAAUUAUCUUACAAUAAACCACCUACAUGAAACAAA